CUAGGACCUGGUAUAGUAAGCAAGCGUAGUACAUAUCUUAUACUAUGAUAGUAAGUUAGAUCAGCCGUUAAGAUUCCAGUUCCAGACCGUCUAGAAACUAUUGCUUGUAAGUUGCUAUAUUCUGUGGUCCAGGAACCAGAACUUACAAUAAAAAAUACAAAUUAAUUCCUACGUUUUGGUGACGUCGUAACAUACUUAGAACAUUAAAUAAUAUUUUGUUAAUAUAAAAGAAGAAUAUUGACAUUUGCACAUACCUAGAUGAAUUUACAUUGUUUACAUGUGAAAUGAAUUCAACUGAAAAAAUUCUAAAAACAUUGAGUACAGAUCAAAUUUCCCAAAUUGUUGCUGGUGUGCAAGCAGAUUUGGAUGAUGAAAUGGUCAAAACUAAAAGAACACUGGAUCAAAUUGAUCAAAAUAUUUUCACUUGUAUUAACAAUUUAAAAAGACUCAGAAGAAGCAUCAUAAUAUCACAUUACGCAAAAAUGAAAAAUAAUAUUGAUGGCAAUAAAAACUCUCAAAGGGAUGCCCUUCUCAAAAACUUAGAUUGUGAAGACGAAGCAAAAGAUUUAAGUGUAUUUAUGACAAAUUUGAGUAAUGUAUCAACUAAAGUAAAAACCGAACCUAUGAGCAACAUUGAACAACUAAGCAAAACCAUCUCACAAAAUGAUUUCCCUUCUGGAAGCUUUAUUCCUAAGACUGGAUUAAUUGAUCUAACAUUUGUUAUUGGAAAUAUUGUUAAAAUAAGUGAUUCUGAAAAUGAAAUGAAAUACAAAUGGACUGUUUAUGUACGCAAUGCAGAAGAAGGGGUUGACAAUUUGGUUUAUAUUGACAAAGUGACAUAUUUCUUACAUGAAUCCUAUGAACCCAACCAUAUUGUAGAUGUAAUUAAAAAACCAUUUUCAUUAACAAGACAUGGAUGGGGAGAAUUUGUUAUUCGUUUACGUUUGCACUUCAAAGGUAACAUGAAUGUUCAAACUGAUGUAUAUCAUAAACUGUGCCUGAAUAAGGACAUAACAGUCGGUAUCCCAAUGGUUGCUAAAGAACAAACUGUUAAGUACAAAUUAUUGCUGCACAAAUAAUAUGUUUUUUGAAUGUAUAUUUAGUAUAUUUUGUAAAUAUUGUGUACAUAGAUAUACGAUAACUAUGAAUUAUAAUGUAUUGAACCUUAAAAUUAUACUUUACUUUUAACUAUAAUUAUAUACAUAAAAAAUCUGAUACAAAACGAAAGCUUAUAAAUUAUUAUUUAUCUUUAAUUCCACAGUACUUCAGUUAGAAUUAACUGGGGCCUAAUAUAUUAAUUCUACAUUUAUUUCCUUCAUUUUUACUACCAAUACCGCCUAUAUUGUAUUUUCCCAAUCUAUAAAUUUACAAUAGUACUAAAUUAUACUCAAAGGUUAUUUUAACAAUAAAAAUAAUACAUAAGAUUAAAA
Messenger RNA from Myzus persicae (green peach aphid), 1430 nucleotides. RefSeq names its product YEATS domain-containing protein 2-like. The transcript has 2 exons. NCBI's taxonomy places the organism in Eukaryota, Metazoa, Arthropoda, Insecta, Hemiptera, Aphididae. Gene Ontology annotation, biological process: regulation of transcription by RNA polymerase II; chromatin remodeling. The record is from RefSeq and is a predicted model, not a curated record. Gene Ontology annotation, cellular component: NuA4 histone acetyltransferase complex. Gene Ontology annotation, molecular function: histone binding. The coding region runs from base 285 to 1079 and encodes 264 amino acids.